Phalaenopsis equestris is the source of this 4516-nucleotide messenger RNA. RefSeq names its product putative E3 ubiquitin-protein ligase LIN-1. The transcript is spliced from 17 exons. Gene Ontology annotation, molecular function: protein binding. Lineage: Eukaryota; Viridiplantae; Streptophyta; Magnoliopsida; Asparagales; Orchidaceae. The record is from RefSeq and is a predicted model, not a curated record. The coding region runs from base 307 to 4164 and encodes 1285 amino acids.
UAACCAUAAAAAUAUUAUAUUUUUUAAGGGAGAGAAAAGUAAGCUGACUAUUGCCAAGCGCAACUGUACAGUAACUGGCGCAGAACCACAAAGGGAAGGCUCUAAUAACUACCCAAAACAGAGGGAAAAUCUCACAAACAAACAACGGUCAUAUUUGCGCCCACAAGCCAGCCUUGGAUUUUGUCUUAAGCCAGUCACGGGCAAAGCAAACUCAAUUGCCAGUUUCCCAAUUCUUAUAACUCAUUCCCUCCCUCUCCUUCUACCCAGUUCUAUCUGCUGCAAACAAAGCAAUCUCCUAUAUCAGCAAUGGCUCCCCUUCCAUCCUACCCAGAAUCUGUCACCACUAUCAUAUCUACCGUUGGCCACAACUUCCGUGUGCUUCUGUCAAGCCCUGCCAUCCGCCGCACCCUCCAGCUCCAUUGCACUUCUAAACUUACAAUUCCUAACAGCAGAUUCUUCGAAUUCUUUGACCAUUCGAUCCUCUCAAGCCUCUAUUGGGGCAUUGAGACCAUUGAAAUAGCCAUCAAUACCGACUCAGCAAAAGAGCAAAAUACCCUCCUUGCUAACUCUGAGAAGAUGCUGCAGGUUCCAGCAAUGCUUGAUGAGGAUGCAACCACAGCAGGCAAAUACAUAGUCUGCUGUUCCUACUUCCACUUGGCACUUAUCAGGAUGCUCUGGAGUGAUGAGUGGCAGAUGGCGAUGCAUUUUCUUCAAGCAGUCUUGGUGCUACCGAGCUGUGUAGAAACAGAACUUGCUCCAGAAUUGUAUGCGAGCUUAUUCAAUUCUUUGGCAACCAAUGGAGGUGAAGAAGCAGCAAGACAACAGGCAAGGAGGUACAAGGACUCUCUAAUGUUCUACCAAGUGGUCUGCUGUGAUAAAUCAAGAAUAAAUCAGUUUAGAGGCUUCUCGAGGAGCAGAUUUCUCCAAACAGAUGAACAAGAACCUACAUUAGCAAUCCUCAUGGAUGUUAAGAAAGCCAACCACUUAGAUCCCAGUUAUGAUAUGGGCAGAAAGAACAUUAUGGCUAUUGUGUCUAACUCUGCGGAGGAACAUGAUUCUGCUGAACUUAACAACAGGAGAACUGCGGAUGAAAGUUUUGACACAAACAUCAAGGAUAGUUUAGACAUAAGACUUCUACAAGAGAUGCUAGAGGAGUCACACUCAGAUUCAUCAGUUUCCACGCGCUCAGAUUCCACUAUAGCAAGUGAAUCAGAGUUCCUGAAUCAGUUAUGCAUAACCAAGGGAGGUCCAGGAAAUGUCUUCUUUGACAAUGAAGAUCCUUCAGCUGCUAAUAUUACUGACAGUUCUGCUCUCAGGUGUACUUUAUCUUGUGAUCCAAUCGGUUCUCUAAGUGAAAUACCAGCCCCAGACAAUGAAACAAAUGGUAUGCAAUUAUUAUCAUACAGAGCGAAUGGUUCCCGGACUUACCGGAACUUUUCAACACUGUAUUCCAGAGUUGUGGAUACAAAUUCUUACUUUGACUACCAAAGAGAAGAAUUUUUUUCUAGAACAUCAUCACCAAGCCAUGAUGUCAGAUGCUUGAGCAGUAUUACAUCAAAAUUCCAAAAAAAAUAUCAUAUUUCUGAAUUGAUUCAUCAUGAAAGUUUUGCACAAAAGAAUAAGAAAAUCUCCAUUACUGAGAAAGACUUUAGUGAAGAUAGCUCACCUUAUCAGAAUGCCAGAGAACUUCUACAAGAAUUUGAAAAUGUCAUUUUGUCUUUAUGCGCCUCAGAGAAUUCAUGGAAUUGCGACGAUGUCAAUUGGGAAAUGAAUACUAUGUGGAAAAUGCUGCAUAAUAUCCCUGUGCUGAAAUACAGUUCAGCAAAGCAGGAAAUGCUCCAACAGCUUCUUAAGAACCUAUCAAGUUCUAAAAGAGAGAGUGAAGUGAGGGCUUCAGUAUCCAUAUUAUUGGGCCUCAUAUCUGUAGACAAGGCAAUUAUAGAUGAUAUUAAAAGAGAAAACUCUCAUCUGUAUAAUCUAGCAACUGCAUUGAAGAGAAAUGUGCAUGAGGCUGCAAGUCUUAUCUAUUUGCUCAAUCCUUCACCUUCUGAGCUUAGAAGUUUAGAACUUCUACCAUAUUUAGUAGAGGUUGCGUGCAGCUCAAACAAGGAAAAACAGGGAAUGAGGUCUCUAUCCAUCACACCUACGUCAGCAUCUAUAGCCAUGAUUGAAAUUCUUGUUACGGCAUUUGAUUAUGUUACAAAUAAUAUGCACUUGACAGCUAUUAGUUCUCCUCAGGUUCUCACUAAGUUUGUGAAUGUUGCAAUGAAAAACAAAAUCAGUGAAGGUGUAGCCUUGACAACUAUUCUCAUGAGAUGCAUGCGACUUAAUGGAAAUUGCAGAAAGUUUUUGUCUCAGGUUACUCCAAUAGAUCCAUUUAUUCAUCUACUAAGAAGUAACAAAAUGAUUGCCAAAUCAGCUGCACUCGACUAUUUCCAUGAAUUACUCCUCAUGCCAAGGUCAUCAGCAAUUAGACUACUACAACAGAUACAACAAGCGGAGAGAACCAGCAUCGAGCCAAUCCUACUAGCAUUUGUCAAACAAGUCAAAAAUGAGAAGCAACUCUUAGCAGCAAACCUUCUUCUUCAGCUGGACAUAAUGGAAGGAACAAAAUGUAGAAGUAUGUUCGCAGAAGCAGCAAUAGGGGCCUUACUAGAUUCAGUUGAGACAGGAGAAAAUCCAAGCUUGCAAUCACUAUCUUCAUUCAUCCUUUCAAAUAUCGGAGGAACUUUCGCCUGGACAGGAGAAUCAUACACCGCAGCCUGGCUCUUAAAUAAAGCAGGAUUAAAGGAUUCAUUUCAUAGAAAUCUGGUCAAAUAUGUCGAUUGGCUCGACCCUUGCUUACAGGAUUCUGAAAUCUGUGCCUGGAAUAGAAGGGCAGCAAAAGUAAUCUUAAAAUCUAGGAGAUCUGCCUUCUGUGCAUUAGCAAAGGGUAUGCGAAGCCAACAACAGAGUGUUCGAAGGAAUUGCAUCAUAACUAUUGCAUGGCUUGGAAGUGAAAUGGAGGUUAUUCGGUCAAGAAGACUAAGGUAUUGUGCUUGUGAAAUUUUGCUGGAUGACAUUGCUUCCUUUCUUCAUCCAGGAACACAGCUUGAUGAAAGGGUGAUAGCGUGUCUGACCAUCUACAAUUACACUUCUGGUAAAGGUAAGGAGAAAUUGCUUAACUUCUCAGAGGGAGUAAGAGAAUCAUUGAGACGCCUCUCCGGCAUCACUUGGAUGGCUGAGGAAUUAUUAAAUGUUACUGAUUAUUUUCUUCCCACUAAACCAAGAGUUUCCUGUGUACACACACAAAUUUUGGAGAUAGUCAACAUUGGCAAUGGAUCUGUAACUGCUCUUAUCUUCUACAAGGGCUACUUGUAUUCAGGUUUCUCCGAUGGUUCAAUUAAGGUUUGGGACAUCAAGGAGCAGCUGUCUGUGCUUCUGUGUGAGGUCAAAAUGCACAAAAGGUCUGUUACUUGUUUCAGCAUAUAUGAACCAGCUGACAGCCUUUUAAGUGGAUCUGUUGAUAAAACUGUCCGGGUUUGGAAAAUUAUACGGAAUAGGUUGGAAUGUGUUGAAGUAAUACAAGUAAUGGAACCAGUUCAACAUGUGGGUGCUUGCAAUGAAAAUAUCCUCAUAGUCUCACAAAGCCGUGGUCUCAAGGUGGUGUGCCAUGCAUCAAGGAGCAUCCAAACAGUCUGCAAGAAUAAACAUGUCACCUCACUUGCUGUAUUUCAACGGAAGGUCUACUUGGGCUGUACAGAUUCAAGCAUGCAGGAAAUAGACAUAGAGGAAGAAAACGAGGUUGAGAUCAGAGCCCCUACAACGAGCUGGAAAAAGCAAAGGACACCCAUCCAUGCAAUUUGUGUUUACAAAGACUGGGUUUACUGUGCGGGUGCUUCAAUUGAAGGAUCAAAUGCAAAGGAUUGGAGAAGGCGCAGACAGCCUCUGAUCUCAAUCAAAAUGUCAAGGCGAAAUAUUGUGCAGGCAAUGACAGUGGCUGAAGAUUUUCUUUAUUUGAAUCGCAGCUCAUCUCCAAGUACAGUUCAGAUCUUAUUGAGAGAAAAGCGGCAGAGUGUAGGUAGAUUAUCAGCAGGCAGCAAGGUUACCAGUCUCCUUACAGCAAAUGAUAUUAUCUUAUGUGGAACAGAAGCUGGACUGAUCAAGGGUUGGAUUCCUCUCUAACAGGCAAAUGAACCAAUCCAUAACCCGUGCUGUUAAAUAAGCAGGCAUGAACAUGUAGUUGACAAAAGAAAUAAUCAUUUUUAAAUUAUCCACGAAUUUUGCUACUCGGACCUCAAGUCCUAACGGCUAUCUAUAUAAAACCGUUAUAUGUUGGAGUGGGAAAGAUAAGUUCGAAUUGCGUUCAACUUAAAGCAAACGUAUCAUCCAGUGAUCCUGGAAUAAAAAUGUAUACAAAAUUAGUUCGGAUUUCGAUAGUAUUAAUACUGAAGUGUGCAAGUUUAGUAACCUGUUUGAAAUGUUGGCAUAGAAUUGAUCGUUAGUGUAAAAGGAAACAUACGAAAACUGGACAAAU